UGGACCAUACAUACUCAAAUCAAGACAGCCCAGUAGAAUGGCAUGUCUUUUCGCAAUAAAUGCAGGUGUUUCAUUAUGAGAAUGAUCAGGUCGCUCGGUUGCAUCAAUAUAUAACAGUCCGAAAACCCUGGAAUUGAUAUGCGACGCUGUAAAUUAACGCUUCCUCUCAACUCAGCGGAUUUCACGUUCGGUCUUACGUCACUGGUCUGGGAGUGAAUCAUCAUAAGAUAAUAGGGAUGCUGCGCCCGUGAACUGGACCAUCGCACUUAUUUUAAAAUAGCUAAUUUUGUCAUCUUAGUCUUAUCAUGGAAGAAAUACUGCGGAAGCUACAGAAGGACGCAUCUGGAAAUAAGCACAAAGCAAUUCGGGAUUCGUGCGUCUUCGCCUGUGAAACCCUUCAGAAACAAACUGGAUCGGCCACGAUUCCACCGUCUCGGCUCAGAGAAAGAUGCCUUCUCCCUCUUCAGCUGGCACUGGAGUCCAAGAACAUGAAACUGGCCCAGACUGCCCUCACAGGAAUGCAGAAGAUCCUGUGUGAGGACAGGUUUGUGGCUGUGGAGAUGGAGGCUCUGGAGAGCCAGCUGUUGAGUCAGAUGCUGGAUGCAGUGAGGGUGACCCCCAUGCUCCACGAGGACCUGCAGGUCGAGGUCAUGAAGGUCCUUCUCUGCAUCACGUACUCCUCCACCUUUGAGAUCAAUGGAGACUCCAUCCUGAGGAUUGCUGAGGUGUGUAUCGAGACGUACAUGUCCAGCUGUCACCAGCGCAGCAUCAACACGGCCGUGAGGGCCACCCUCAGCCAGAUCCUGGGGGACCUCGCCCUGCAGCUCAGACACAGACAGGGAGUGGAUGGCGAAGACCCACCAGUGCCCGCACACCAGCGCAGAGAUGUGUCUCCCACUGCACAGUCCCUGUGUGAGGACGUUGUGACUGUGAUAACCGUCUUCUGCGAGAAGCUAGAGGGGGUUGACCAUGAGAACCAGCUGCUCCAGCUGCUCUACCUAGAGUGCAUCUUGUCCAUCCUCAGCAGCUGUCCUCCCACCAUGCACCUGAACAGAGGCUUCACAGACCUGAUCUGGAAGCAACUUUGUCCUACGUUGGUGGUGAUCAUGGGAAACCCUGUGAACGACAAGACCAUCACCUCGGCCCACAGCCACGGAGGGGGGUGUCAGGAUCCAGACCCCUCUCUAGGUGGUGUGUCUGACCAGGGCCGGGGAUCCGGCUGUUCCUCCACCACCCCGGCCAUGAUCGGCCCGGUGGUGCGGACCAUCUGCUACGUGGCUGCUGAGCUUGUGCGCCUGGUGGGCUGUGUGGAGUCCAUGAAGCCUGUUCUGCAGUCGCUGUACCACCGCAUCCUGCUCUAUCCCCCCCCACAGCACCGCGUGGAGGCCAUCAAGAUCAUGAAGGAGAUUCUGGGAAGUCCUCAGCGCUUGUUUGACCUGGCUGGUCCCUGUGUUAUAGAGCCUGAGUCUAGGAAAAGGUCCUUCUCCAAGAGGAAGUCUCACUUGGACCUGCUCAAACUGGUGAUGGAUGGCAUGACAGAGGCCUGUAUGAAGGGGGGCAUCGAGGCCUGCUACUCCUCAGUGUCGUGUGCCUGUGCCCUCCUGGGAGCUCUGGAUGAGUUGAGUCAUGGGCGUGGCCUACAGUCAGAACAGGCCCGCAUGCUGCUGCGCCGAUUGGACGAGCUGAAAGAGGGGGCAGAAUCCACGCGGGAGUCCAUGGAGAUCAAUGAGGCGGACUUCCGCUGGCAGCGCCACGUCCUCUCGUCGGAGCACGCUCCCUCUGAGCCCUCUGCCAUCUCUGCCACGGAGCGCAGUCCUGACAUCAGCAUCAGCGUCACCACCGAUACGGGCAAGACCACUCUGGAUGGGGAGCUGGGACAGACCACUCCAGAGGGGCAGGAGUGUGGUGAAGAACCCCAGCUGCCUUCGCCUUCCUCCUGCGGGCCGGAUGCUGACCCUGAGCUACGCACCUGUGUGAGGGAGCCAGGCGCCGAGCCCGGAGGACCCCCAGACGUGGUGCAGCGCAGCCACGCGCUUGUCUACCCCGACAUCACUAACUUCCUGUCCGUGGAUGCCCGGGCGCACCCUCACGGCUCGCGCUACAGCGAGAGCAACUUCAGUGUGGAUGAGGGGGAGAUGUCGCGCACUGAGUUUGAUUCAUGUGACCAGUACUCCAUGGCGGCGGAGAAGGACUCGGGCCGCUCGGAUGUGUCCGACAUGGGCUCUGAUAACUGCUCCCUGGCCGAUGAGGAGCAGACACCCAGGGAUUGUCCCGGUCAUCGCUCCCUGAGGACGGCAGCCCUUUCCCUGAAGCUACUGAAGAACCAGGAGGCUGACCAGCAGAGCGCCCGGCUCUUUGUCCAGUCUCUGGCCGGCCUGUUGCCUCGCCUGCUGGGGAUGCACAGCACGACAGACGUGGACACGUCCCUGCAGAACUUCUCCUCCACAUUCUGCUCCGGCCUACAGGCUGGUGGCAUCCAUUCACCAGGCUAUGAGGGCAGUGAGAACCUGAACUGUCAGGCCCUGAUGAACGCUGACGGCCUUUACCUGGUCUCCUACUACGCCUUGCUCCUCAGCCUCAAACUCUGCUGCCAGGACUACUACCGCAGGAGGCCCAUGCCUGUACUGGUCAGCCUGAAAGAGUUUGUUCGUCUCAUCCAGAGCAGUGGGGUGCUGGUGGUGCUGUCUCAGGCCUGGAUCGAGGAGCUUUACCUCCAGGUUUUGGACCGGAACUUGCUGGGGGAGGCUGGCUACUGGGGCUCACCAGAGGAACACUCCUUACCCCUCAUCACCAUGCUAACUGACAUCGAUGGUCUGGGCAGUAGUGCCAUCGGAGGUCAGCUGAUCCGUAAGGCCAACACACAGUCCCCCUUCAGCUGUGACAAGAGUGGCAGUGACACCCUCAUGGCAGGCAUAGUGUUUGCUCGCUACAUCCUGAUGGGCUGCUGGAAGAACCUGAUGGACACCCUAUCCACCCCACUGACAGGGCGCAUGGCGGGCAGCUCCAAGGGCCUGGCCUUCAUGCUGGGUUCUGAGGGGCUGAAGGAGCAGAGCCAGAAGGAGAGAGACACCAUCUGUCUCAGCCUGGAUGGACUACGCAAGGCAGCCGGACUCAGCUGUGCUCUAGGUGUGGCUGCCAAUUGUGCCUCGGCUCUGGCCCAGAUGGCGGCAGCCUCGUGUGUGCAGGAGGAGAAGGAGGAGAGGGAGGUGGGCGAGUCUGGAGAUGCCAUCACACAAGUCAAGCAGCGUGUGGAGCAGAAGCUUGAGCAGAUGGGACGUCCUCAGGGGGUGCGGCUGCACACGGCCCAUGUGCUCUGCAUGGAGGCCAUCCUCAACGUGGGCCUGGAGAUGGGCAGCCACAACCAGGACUGCUGGCCCCAUGUCUUCAGGGUGAGCGAAUAUGUCAGCUCUCUGGAGCACAGCCACUUCAGCGACGGCAACUCCCAGGCCACCAUGACCAUCACCCAGGCCCAGCAGGCUGUAGACCUGGGGCUGGAUUUGUGUGGCGAGCCUAGUCCGGACAGAGAUCUGGCCCUCAGCAGCCAGCCGGUCAUCCAGCCCCAGUCCAUCCAGGAGCUGUUAAGGGAGGGUAGGGGGAAAGGCCUGGACCGUAGCCUGAUGACUGGGACCAGCGCAUCCAAGGCCGUCUGCACCCUAUCUACACAGACAGACAGGUUAUUUGAGGACUCUGUCAGUAAACUGAACAUGGUUAGCCUGGUGGGUUUCCUGCACCAGCUGAGGAGAGCAUCUCAGUCCCAGCUCUUUGACUCAGUCACUGAGACAGGAGACUACUCCUUAGCCAUGCCAGGAGAGGCCAAGUCCACCAUGGACAGGCGUAGCACCCUGCAUUUGUUCCGGCUGGGGGAGGCCAUGCUGCGGAUCGUGAGGAAUAAGACCAGACCCCUGCUGCACAUGAUGAGGGCCUGGAGCAUAGUAGCACCGCACCUGGUGGAGGCUGCCUGCCACAAAGAGCGCCAUGUAUCCCAAAAGGCUGUGUCCUUCAUCCAUGAUGUUCUGAUGGAGGUGCUGACCAGCUGGGCAGAGCUUCCCCACUUCCACUUUAACGAGGCGCUCUUUAGACCCUUCGAGCACAUCAUGCAGCUGGAGCUGUGUGACGAGGACGUGCAGGACCAGGUGGUCACGUCCAUAGGGGAGCUGGUAGAGAUGUGUUCCCCUCAGAUCCAGUCUGGCUGGAGACCUCUAUUCAGUGCCCUGAGGACUGUGCAUGGGAACAAGCCAGACAUGAAAGACUACCUGAUAGGAGAAUAUUCCAUGGGGAAGUCUCAGGCGCCUGUGUUUGAUGUCUUUGAAGCAUUUAUCAACACCGACAACAUUCAGGUCUUCGCCAACGCAGCAACUGACUACAUCAUGUGCCUUAUGAAGUUUGUCAAAGGCUUAGGAGAAGUGGACUAUAAGGAGAUUGGGGACUGUGUCAAUGCCACUGGCUACAGUUCUACAGACCUGUGCCUCCCUGCUCUGGACUACCUGAGGAAGUGCUCUCAGCUGCUUGCCAAAAUCUACAAGAUGCCUUCCAAGCCCGUGUUCCUGGGAGCCCGGCUGGCCAGCCUGCCCAUGAGGGCCCAGGAGAAGUCUGUCAGCAGUGAGGAUGGCAUGGACUGCGUCCUGGCUGAGUUUGACGAUGACACAGGCUUGAUCCAGGUUUGGAUCCUGCUGCUGGAGCAGCUGACUGCAGCGGUAUCGAACUGCCCCCGGCAGCACCAGCCCCCCACCCUGGAACUGUUGUUUGAGCUUCUCAGAGCGCUCACCAACUUGCCAGGACCGGGCUUUGCCAUAUUCUCUGUGAUCCAGCUUCUUCUUCCUGUGAUGUCACUCUGGCUCCAGCGUAGCCAUGGCGACCAUGCGUACUGGGACAUAGCCGCAGCCAACUUCAAGCACGCCAUUGGGUUGUGCUGUGAGCUGGUAGUGGAGCACGUUCAAAGCUUCAUCCACUCAGAUAUUGGCUAUGAGCAUCUGAUCAACCUGAUGCUAAAGGACCUCUUCAAGCUGCUGGUGGCCUGUGUGGCUGAACCUGCUGAGACGAUCUCUAGAGUGGGCUGCUCCUGCAUCAGGUACGUGUUGGUGACGGUAGGCCCAGUCUUCACUGAGGAGAUGUGGCGUCUGGCAUGCUGUGCCCUGCAGGAUGCCUUCUCUGCCACGCUGGAGCCUGUCAAGAACCUGCUGGCGUGUUUCCGUAGUGGUUCAGACAGCUUCUCUGGGGACGCCUGUGAGGUUAAGGUGGCCGCUCCGUCCCACUCCCCCUCUGCUGAGGCAGAGUACUGGAGAAUCAGAGCCAUGGCCCAGCAGGUGUUUAUGCUGGACACCCAGUGCUCCCCUAAAACCCCCAAUAACAAAGAAGGCUUUGAACAUGCCCAGUCCUGUGUGCUCAUCAUAGAGCUCCCUUCAGACCAGCAAUCCAAUGGUCACACUCAGAAAAGGAUUCCUUUCAGAACUAUAGUGGUUAGCUUACUCUCUCAUCAAGUGUUGCUCCAGAACCUGUAUGACAUUCUGCUGGAGGAGUUUAAGCACCCUGGUGAUGCUGAGACCCAGGAGAAGACCACCCCAGUAUCUGAUCCUAGACCAUCUGGUUUCCUGCGCUACAUCUCCAUGCAGAACCUGGCCAUCAUCUUCGACCUGCUGCUGGACUCCUACCGCACAGCCCGAGACUUCGACACGCGCCCGGGCCUCAAGUACCUGCUGAUGAAGGUGUCUGGGGUGUGUGGCGCUGCCAACCUGUACCGCCAGUCUGCCAUGAGCUUCAACAUCUACUUCCAGGCCCUGCUGUGUGCCACGCUCACCAACCAAGAGAGUAUCACUGCUGAGCUGGUGAAGAAGAUCCUUUACGAGGAGGGCGAAGGCAGCUCCGACUCCUCCCAGCAGUGCUCCUCCGAGGACGAGGACAUCUUCGAGGAGACGGCUCAGGUGAGUCCCCCGCGGGGGAAGGAGAAGCGCCAGUGGAGGGCCACCAUCCCUUCACUCAGCAUCCAGCCGGUCAGCAGCGCAGACUGGGCCUGGCUGGUCAAGCGGCUGCACAAGCUCUGCAUGGACCUCUGCAACAACUACAUCCAGAUGCACCUGGACCAGGAGAACCUGGUGGACGAGGCAGUGCCCGUCUUCCGGGGGGACCCCCUCUUCUUCCUGCCCUUCUUCCCCUCCACUCCUGAGACUCCCACUCCCUCCACGGGAGGCCUGUCCGGCCGGGGAACACCCUCAGAUGACAGCGUGCGCUCCCACCUGGCAGAGACGCCGUCGGAGGACACACACAGCCCUACUGCUGGCUACUGCAUGGACAGCCUGCCACACCUAAGAGGGGAGAGGAGAGACCCAGCGGGUCGCAAGAAGGAGUGGUGGGAGAGUGCUGGGAACAAGCUAUAUACCAUCGCCACCGACAAGACCAUCACCAAGCUGAUGAUGGAGUACAAGAAGAGAAAGCAGCAGCACAACCAUUCCACCUUCGUGAAGGAGACCAAGGGGGGAGAGAACAGGGGCGAGGCAGGGACGAUGAGGGGCCCAGAGUCCUCCAACCCACAGAGGCCCCAGCAGCUGGUGGACCCGGGGCCCAUGAGACACUCGUUCAGUGCCGGGCCAGAGGUGCUGAGGCAGGAGAAGAUCAGACCCCGCUCCGGUUCUACAACAAGCUCCCACAGCGUCUCCAUUAGAGACUCAGAGGCUCAGAUACAGGCAUGGACUAACAUGGUUCUGACCAUCCUGACUCAGAUCCAGCUCCUUCCAGACCCUACCUUUGUGGCCCUGCAGCCCGCCGUGUUCCCCUGCAUUAGUCAGCUGACCUGUCACGUGACUGACCUCCGUGUGCGCCAGGCAGUGCGAGAGUGGCUGAGUCGCGUAGGAAGAAUGUAUGACAUCACUAUGUGAGGAGCAGCUGCGUUCCUUACAGUGUUUGUAAAGGGGAGACUCAAAGGCUCAGCCAAUGAGAAUCUGCAUUGCCACUUUUAGCCGCAUUCAGUUUGAUUGUAAUUUACAAGAAGUCAUUCAGUUUGAUUGUAAUUUACAGGAAGUCAUGCAGUUUCUUUGCUAGGUUUUGCUUUAACGCUGUUACUCCUGAAUGAAAUGGAAGUGAGCUUUUUACCAAAAAUAGAAUUGUUGUGUCUUUAAAUUAGCUGACAUAGCUAUUUAUUGUAGACCCCAAUUUAUGUUUACUACAUAUUAUUUAUAUAAAUUCUUUAAAACUGCAAAUAUGCUAUUACAUUAAGAAUAUAUAUAUUUUGUAUUUAUAUUUGUGAUUUGACAUUGGAAUAACUGUAUAUAAAUCAGAUAUUGUGCUAUAUGAAGAUAUUAGUUCCAGUUAGCUUUACACAUUUCAGUAGUAAAUUGGUGUACUGCACUCUGACAAGAUUCCAAUCUAUAAAUCAGGCAAAAUAAUUUACCAAGCCCAGGCCCCUCUCAGUGAAAUGGAUGAUAUUCUCUUUAGUAUGAAUUAACAUUAACAAAUGUUGUUAAAGAGAGGAGAUGAGAUGCCUUGAUGACACCAGACAGUCACAAGGCCUUGGUGAAAGUGACCCAGUCCCCUCUAGGGAAAUAGACCACAUGACCCUAAUCCAGUGGUAAAAAAAAAUAGGUGGAUAAACUCUAAUUGGCUGUGCAGUGAAAAGAGUACGGCUCCCUAUACUUUCGGAGAAAAAACAUCUGCAAAAGGUAGGUCAACUGUUGGGCCCAAAAUGAUUUUACUCGCAUUUACCCUCCACUACACCACUGCCCAAAUCCAUCCAUUCUUUAACAUGAUAGAAAUACAGCCUUUCUAUUAUCUAAGCACGCCUGAGAUCUCACCAUAUAGGUCAAUGAGUCAUACUCCUCAAUGUCCAAUGAAAUCAGAGAGCAAAUCCCUACAUGUUGAUCCUCAUUGAGAGCGCUGUUGAUAAACAACCCAACAAAUACUGUAAGGCAGGAUUAUGUUUCGUUCAUAUACCCUCAAACCUCAACAACAGUUUGGGUUGGAGCCAUGCUCAGACCUGGUCUGUCUAGAAACGGUCAUCCUUAGAUAAUGUCAGACCCAAACAUGAUGAUUCUCCAAUCACUACGCCUUUCCCUGACCAUACCCGGACUCCUCGCUAGCCCCUCUAUAGGAAAUGUCGGAAUUGCUAUCGUGUUGUCCCUCUCUGACCUCUCUGACCCUGCUCUAAUAGCUGACAUCUGCUUGGGUAUUAAUGAAAAGGGACAGAUGAUUGAACACUCUACAUGUAUCACUAUAAUAUAUGUUCGCCAUUGCUGUUUGUAAAUUUGAGCAGUCAAAGAACAGCCUUUUAUGUACCUCACCCACACAAUUUUGUCUAGGAUUUUAGUAACUUUAGUGCAUUAUUUAUUAGUAGAUAUAAUAUGCACCUGCUCUCAAAACAUGUUCCCUUGAAUGUACAUUUGUUCCCUAAUGUUUUGAUACAGUUGACAUUUUCAUGCUGGCCUCCAAAGAUUAGUUGAAUCUCUGGUAGUAAAUGUCUGCGCUUAAAAGGUAUUAAAAAUAAAUAUAUCUUAUUAGGUUUUCAGCUCUACUGUACUCUAAAAUAGGCAAGAAUUGAAAAAAAAACAUCAGAAAAAAAUUUAAGUUGGCCAAAUGCAUUUGUGAAUAUAGUACAUUUUUAUAUGGAAGCACUCUCAAGCUCAUUAUAGUAACACACUUUUACAAUGAAUCAAGAUGAUUUCAUAGAGAAGAAAACUGAAAAACAAGUACAUUUAAAUGUAGAUAUCUAGAAAGUAACAUGUUAUUAUGUUAGAAUUCUGUCAUGAGUUAAUGUAAUAUUCUACUAUUGAAAAGUUUAGUAAUUGCUUUCAUUGCAUAAUUUGUUGAGCUUAUUCUCAUCUGGUCUCCAUUGCAGUACUGGGGGUAGAAUUUUCAGUGUCAAAUUGAUUUAUUACAGUGCUUUAUAGUGUAUUUUCUUCUGACAACCUGGGACAGUCUUUUGCAUACAUACUGUUUAUUAUAGAAUGUACCUUUUUGUUUACUGUCUUAAUGAAAUGAUCAACUUUGGGAGGUGAAAAUGACUACAAUGACCAAAGACCUGCCCACUGUAUGUGUCUAGGGGCUCUAUUCAAUCUGGAUGGCUGAAGCAUUACAGAUUGGGGCGAUUUUAGAAAUGUAAGGGUCAUUCCGAUUGAGUUGACGCAUACAGCGUUUACCUUGAAUACAGUCUCCAUAGGAAUAUUGCUGUUAAAAUGUCAAGUCAAGCCAACCUGAACUCAGGGGUAUCAUAGUAAAUGUAAAUUUGUGUGGUAUGUAUUAAUUUGUGGAUGACCAUCAUCCAUUCCAUAUAUAUUACAAAUUUGCAAUACGUAUGAUAUGUUACGAAUUCCAAUUUGUUGCGGUUAAAUUUAGCUAGCUGGCUAACGUUAAGGUAGGUAGGGUUAGCUAACAUGCUAAGUAGCUGAAAAAAUAGUUGCUAAAUGCAAAAGUUGUCCAUGAUAAGAUUUGAACACGCAACCUUUGGGUUACUAUACGUUUGCGUUAUAUUACAACCAAACAUCAUCCUUUUGUUUUUGCCUUCAGUAACCUUCUGUUUCAUGUAACCAUACCAAACGAAACAUAAACUAUUUUGAGUUUUCCCAAAAUGUACAUUUUUUAUGUUAACUAUAGUCUGAGACCAGGCUCAUCAUGCUGUAAAGCUGAACUUCAGCAAUAAAGAUUGAAUGGAGCCCUUGAUGUAAACUGCUGAUGAUUAUUAAGUUCCAUUCGUUCAUAUACUUUUAAAGCAUCAUCUCUCUGGAAAUUAUGCUGAGCAUGCAGCUUGUGAAUGUGUUUAUAUAGAGGCACUAUCUUCUAACUGUUGAUCCUUUCCAAGAAACGUAUCAUCUGCCAUAGCUUCCUAUCUGCUGAUUGAGGAUGAAAAGGGAGCAGGACCCGGAGAGAGUGCGUAGGCAUAUAAGCGGCUUUGAGAGAGAAACCGUCGACUAUUCCUUAUUGUCUGAGUUGAUAAUUUGUGGGUAGAUUGUGACCCAAUUGUUUGACACAGUUUGUUCAAAAUGAUCAGUUUAUGGGAUGAUGGACGUGUAUUUUAAAAACAAUGGAGUGUUUGUGUAUCUAACCAUCCUAGACUGUGGCAAUAUCAUUGCUUCCUAUAACACCUUUUUACUCCUCUGCCCCAAACCGUGUUGAUGCAUUUAUUUGAAACCAUCAAUAGUCCAAUUCCAUAUGUUCUGCAGUGCGGGAGCACAUUACUUUAUGGCGAAUGAAUACUGUAUGAUCAUGAUUCAAAAAAGAUUCAAGGCAAUUCCUUUUGGAGCAAUUUAAACAAUAUUUGAGAAAAAUUAGAAUAUUUUGGAACCCAUAAGUAUGGUCCCAUGAGAUGGCAAUUGUUUUCAACACAGUUCAAUGUGUUUUUUGUUUUAUAACCAAAAUUCACAUGAUUGAAUUAAAAUCACUUGACAUCAAUGGUAGUAUUAUACCUUUUAUUUCAACAAGGAACACAGACUGAGACCAAGGUCUCUUUUACAGCUGGGCCCUGUAGCUGGAGGUGUAUUGUGUAAUGCUUAAUUUAAGGCAAUUUGAGUGAGAAAGUGUUCUAAAAUGUAGAAAGGAAUGUGUGGAGCAUGCCUGACGGUUUCUGUAACGUUUUCAUGCACGAAGACGACUGUUUUGUUAACAGAUUAAUUCUGCCAUCUUAAUUGAAUUUUGUUUGGCUAAACACUCAACUGAUUAUUACAAACAUUUGGUUCAUAUAUUGUUAUUUAUAUGAAUAUGUUUUAUGAUUAUUUUAAUGUUCGGCAACUAAGUGUACAUAUACCGUCAAACUUCUGCCAGUUUGUAAGUUUUUCCUCUGAAUGACUAUGGUCGGUAUUAUGGAUGAACUGAAUGGCACAAGCCUGGCAGAAAGAAUGUCUUGCUUAGGGCUCUAUUCAAUCCCUAUCGUGGAAGUUCUGUGUUACAGCAUGAAAUUUAAAGGCAACGUUUCAGCGUUCGUGGAGACUGCAUUCAUGGUAAACGCUGCAAAUGUCGGCUCAAUCAGGAAUUACAGUACCUUUAAAUAUCUAUCACACAAUCUGUAAUUCUUCAACGACACAGAUUCAAUAGAGCCCUAAGAGGGCCAAUAUUGUCAGUGAUUUUUAAAAGCUUUUUUUCUGCCUUUGAUAAAAAGUAACUUAUAAUGUUUGUGUUCUUUCUCUGGCUGGACUCCCUUGCUGAUGUAAUUUGUCUUCAGAUUGUAUGUAUUCAUGUUUGUAUUCAUACUCAGUAUAUUUCAAAGCGCUUUUAUGUUGUGUUGUAGAAUAAACAAACAAAUCGA
Molecule: messenger RNA, 11221 nt
Organism: Oncorhynchus masou masou (cherry salmon)
Lineage: Eukaryota; Metazoa; Chordata; Actinopteri; Salmoniformes; Salmonidae
Gene: arfgef3
Product: ARFGEF family member 3
Biological process (GO): regulation of ARF protein signal transduction
Molecular function (GO): guanyl-nucleotide exchange factor activity
Source: RefSeq, a predicted model, not a curated record